CCUGUCUCUCUCUCUCUCUCUCUCUCCCUUCUCUUUCUCUUUUCUCCAAAGCAAACCCUUAAAUCCCAUCUGUCUCUUUCCCUCUCUCUCUCUCUCUCUCUUCUCUCUCUAACCCAUUUCCUCAAUUAAAACCAUCAGUUUUAAGAGACAAUACCAGAGAGUUAGAGAGAGAAAGCUCAGGUAUUUUGGCUAAUCCUGUAAUUUCGGUUUCGAUCUCGGGGCUAUUAUUGAUUUUUGCAAUUUUUCUUAUCGAUUUUUAAAUUAGUUUGUUUGUUUUUUUUACCUUUCGUUUUAUUCCUUUCUUUUUCACUGUCUUCUCUUUCAAUUCUCCUCAUUUUCAAUCUUUUUUUAUCUCCAGUUUUGUCUGGAAUUUAGGGUUUCGCUUUUGUGUUUAUCUUUUUGGAUUUAAUUUGUGAUCUUUAAUUUCAAUUUUGGUCAUUUGAUGGCCAACGAUUAUCAUCAGCAUAAAUUUGGGGCACAUGCACCUUCUCCGGAUUACUAUAAAUUGGCGAAGACAAGUGCUGUAGACGAUUUAGUUUUGAGGAGGAGAGACAAGAUGCGCAGGUGGCUUUGUUGUACCUGUCAAGUAGAGGAGUCGUACCCAUCACGUGAGAAUGAGCACCUAAGAAGCCCAAAGCACUAUCCAGAUGGAAAUCCUACGAAAGGCCCGAAGGUAGCAGCUCCAGUGAAAUCCGAAGUGCAGAAGGAAGCACCUCCAAUUGAAGUGCCUGCAUUGUCUUUGGAUGAACUGAAAGAGAAGACCGAGAAUUUUGGUUCAAAAGCAUUGAUUGGUGAAGGAUCCUAUGGAAGAGUCUAUUAUGCUAAUUUAGAGAAUGGAAAAGCUGUGGCGGUUAAAAAACUUGAUGUUGCAUCUGAGCAAGAGUCGAAUGUUGAGUUUCUGACUCAGGUUUCCAUGGUAUCAAGGUUGAAGCAUGAAAAUGUUGUAGAGUUGCUUGGUUACUGCGUUGAAGGAAAUCUUCGAGUGCUUGCAUAUGAGUUUGCAACAAUGGGAUCUCUUCAUGACAUAUUGCAUGGCAGAAAAGGAGUUCAAGGAGCACAACCAGGUCCCACACUUGACUGGAUGCAACGCGUUAGAAUUGCAGUUGAUGCAGCAAGGGGUUUGGAAUACUUGCAUGAGAAAGUGCAACCUGCCAUUAUACACAGAGAUAUCAGAUCAAGUAAUGUGCUUCUGUUUGAAGACUUCAAAGCCAAGGUUGCAGAUUUUAACCUUUCAAAUCAGGCUCCUGACAUGGCAGCUCGUCUUCAUUCUACUCGAGUUCUGGGAACCUUUGGUUAUCAUGCUCCAGAGUAUGCAAUGACUGGACAGCUGACCCAGAAGAGUGAUGUUUAUAGUUUUGGAGUGGUUCUUCUGGAACUUCUUACCGGGAGGAAACCUGUUGAUCACACUAUGCCACGUGGACAGCAGAGUCUUGUAACUUGGGCUACUCCAAGACUGAGUGAGGACAAAGUUAAACAAUGUGUAGAUCCAAAGUUGAAGGGAGAGUAUCCUCCUAAAGGAGUGGCCAAGUUGGCAGCUGUUGCUGCAUUAUGCGUGCAAUAUGAGGCUGAGUUCCGACCAAAUAUGAGCAUUGUUGUUAAGGCACUUCAACCACUUUUGAAGCCUCCGGCUCCGGCCCCAGUUGCUGCUGCUCCUCUAGAGACCUAAAACGAAGAAAGAAAGAAAGUUUUAUAACUUGUGCAGUUUGUUUAUUUUGCUUGCAGAAUUGUUGGAUUAACUCUACAUAUAUUUUUUGAUUGUUAGUAUAUGGGAUUGGAUGUGGAGGUUGGAA
Jatropha curcas is the source of this 1790-nucleotide messenger RNA. Its product is annotated as protein CYTOSOLIC ABA RECEPTOR KINASE 5. The record is from RefSeq and is a predicted model, not a curated record. Lineage: Eukaryota; Viridiplantae; Streptophyta; Magnoliopsida; Malpighiales; Euphorbiaceae. Gene Ontology annotation, biological process: protein phosphorylation. Gene Ontology annotation, molecular function: ATP binding; protein tyrosine kinase activity.